UGUCGACGUUACACACGUAGCUACACUUCCUCACCCUCUGAAAAAACGAUCUACCGAUGUAACCAGGUGAAGGCCAAAUAGUCAACACAAGGUCGCAUGACAACACAAGGUUUCCAGAGGGCACAGCUGGUUUGAUGCCCGCGGCUCCACAAUGGAGCUAUCUGACUCAGUUACACAUAAGAACGGGCGGCAGAGGAAGCCUGCUGUCCCCCAGGGGGACAUGAGUGACGGGAAUAGGGUUCGCAACACCACCCCUGACCUGGAGGAGGAGGGGGAAGCGUUGCUUCGAGGAUCCGACACGGAGAACAACGGACAACCCAGUGUGCAGCCUGGGAUCAGAGGGGAGCUGGGGAACGUAUCUCUGCUGCUCUUCCUUUAUGUCCUCCAGGGCAUCCCUCUGGGCCUGGCCGGGAGCAUCCCGCUCAUCCUGCAGAGUAAGAACGUCAGCUACAAGGACCAGGCCUUCUUCAGCUUUGUCUUCUGGCCCUUCAGUCUCAAGCUGCUGUGGGCCCCGCUGGUUGACGCGCUCUACCUGACCUGGUUUGGACGCCGGAAGUCGUGGCUGGUGCCCACCCAGUACCUGCUGGGUCUCUUCAUGCUGUACCUGUCGGUUACCGUGGAUACGCUGCUGAAAAGUGAUGAGGGGCACGGCCCUGAUGUGAUAACCCUGACGGCGGUGUUCUUCAUGCUGGCCUUUCUGGCAGCCACCCAGGACAUAGCAGUGGAUGGCUGGGCUCUGACCAUGCUGUCUAGGGAGAACGUGGGCUACGCCUCCACCUGUAACUCUGUGGGACAGACUGCUGGCUACUUCCUAGGCAACGUGCUCUUCCUGGCUCUGGAGUCAGCUGACUUCUGCAACAAAUACCUGAGAGCAGAGCCUAAAGAGACUGGCAUCGUGACACUGUCAGACUUCCUUUUUUGGGGCGUGGUGUUCCUGGUGUCGACCACGCUGGUGGCUAUUAUGAAGAAGGAGAACGCCAGGGGACAGCACGGGAGGAAGAAGGUCCGGGAGGAGACGCAGAGCGUCAUGGAAACAUACAAACUGCUGCUCUCCAUCAUCAAGAUGCCUGCCGUGUUCACCUUCUGUAGCCUGCUGCUCACUGCUAAGAUGGGUUUCUCUGCAGCAGAUGCAGUGACUGGUCUGAAGCUGGUAGAGGCAGGUGUUCCUAAAGAGCAGCUGGCAUUACUGGCAGUCCCCAUGGUCCCACUGCAGAUACUACUCCCUCUCAUCAUCAGUAAAUACACCGCGGGACCACGACCACUAGACGUCUUCUACAGGGCCUUUCCCUUCAGGUUGUUGAUAGGUCUGGGGUAUGCUGUGUUGGUGUGGUGGACUCCCAGUUUAAAGCAGGAAGGGGGAUUCCCCCUCUACUACUACACUAUAGUCCUGUUCAGCUACGCACUGCAUCAGGUAACACUGUUCACUAUCUAUCCAUCUCUGUUGUCUCUACUACACUAUAGUACUGCAUCAGGUAACACUGUUCACACUAUCUAUCCAUCUCUGUUGUCUCUACUACACUAUAGUACUGCAUCAGGUACCACUGUUCACUAUCUAUCCAUCUCUGUUGCCCCCUCAGUGACCCCCUCAGUGACCCCCUCAGUGACUGCUGCUGUCCAGUCCAGGUCCAGAUCAGGAGCCCACACACAAGCCCCUUACUGA
This is a messenger RNA of Oncorhynchus masou masou (cherry salmon), 1660 nucleotides long. RefSeq names its product solute carrier family 33 member 1 (gene slc33a1). Gene Ontology annotation, molecular function: acetyl-CoA transmembrane transporter activity. Gene Ontology annotation, cellular component: membrane. The record is from RefSeq and is a predicted model, not a curated record. Lineage: Eukaryota; Metazoa; Chordata; Actinopteri; Salmoniformes; Salmonidae.